AUGCUGGAAAGCUGUGCUAGAAACACAGCAAAAUAUGCUGAUGAAACCAUGCACAAGCAGAACAUAUAUCGGAACCUACUAGUGAAUGAACGAUAUAAAUUUCUCAUUUGUCCGAUUCCAAAAAUUGGGAGUAGCUUUUUGAAAACAAUAUUCAAGAUAUUACAUCUUAAUUUAACCAAGACGGAUCCAACUACUUUGGUUGGAAAGGGCGACAUACACAGCGAACCAUUUCCAAAAUUACUGGACUUUGACACAACUGAACAAAAGAAAAUAUUGAGCACAUAUACAAAAGUUAUGUUUACUCGAGAUCCAUUGAGUAGAAUCUUCUCGGCUUAUCAGGACAAACUUGUCUCCACAAAUCUUAUAUAUUGGGGUAGUGGAAAGGGAAUUAUAAAAGCAUAUCGUCACAACCCAAGUAGUAAAUCGUUGUCCUGUGGACACGACACGAGAUUUGAGGAGUUCCUCGAUUUCUUGAUACACUUUUCUGAAAAUCAUAACAGCGACAAGAUGGAUAUUCAUUGGAAACCAGUACAUCUUCAAUGUGAUCCCUGUAUGAUCCAAUAUGAUAUCAUUGGAAAACUGGAAUCAUUUUAUGAUGAUAUGACCGAAACGCUGCGCACAAUUGGCGCACAGGACAAAAUAUACCUUCCAAAAGUUGACUCACUUAGUUUGGCCAUUCGUAAAGGUAUGAUGACUCACGAAAUUAAGUAUUCCUUUUCUCAGUUAAACGAAUUGAAUAAGUUAGGCUGCAUAUCCGAGAAAGAGUUUCCUCUAAGAGUUGUACAAGACUUUGUAAGCCACGGUUACAUUGGACAAUUGGGUGAAAAAGAACGACUAGAGUUGUCAAAGAUAGCGUCUGGACCGACCAAUGCAACAUAUUUGACAAAAUGGAUAUUUAAGCAAAUGGAGAAAAGCGAUAGCAGUUACUUGCGGAACUUGCCAAAAGAGACAGAGAAAGCAGCUUAUAAGAAUCUUGCAAAGGACAUGUUGUUGAGACUUAAAGUGGCCUACCUCCACGAUUUUACACUAUUUGGAUAUGACUUCUAAGGCAUCGUUAUGAAACUUGGCCAGUUAUACGGAAAUAUGUAAUAAAUAUUCACAAAUAAGCUAUAGGUGUACAUUACCACUUUGUGACCAAUCAGAAAGCAGUAUACCAACUACUCUGCAUUCGUUCGACUUCGCUUCUUGAAUGAGAGUUUCGUUCUAACUAGACUCUGCACGCAGGGUAUAUUCCAACGGU
Owenia fusiformis is the source of this 1240-nucleotide messenger RNA. Lineage: Eukaryota; Metazoa; Annelida; Polychaeta; Sabellida; Oweniidae. The record is from the annotation of a GenBank genome assembly.